AUGAGUUUCUUUGGGAAACUCUACGAGCAAUACACAGAACUUUGGAAAGCGGUGAUCAGACCACCACGUGAUCAUUAUGAGAUCAAGGAUUUGGGGCCCCCAGUUUUCAGCAUCGAGAAUCGCACCUAUCAGCGAACGGAUCUUUCCUUGAAGAAUCCCAGAGGUCUUACGAUCGUGUGCAGCCACUUUGAGCCGAUUGCUGCGGAACGACCGGCCGAGCGGCUUCCCUGUGUCGUCUACCUGCACGGCAACUGCAGCAGUCGCUUGGAGGCCGUAAGCACCUUGCCUGUGCUCCUACCCUUCAACAUCACGGUCUUCUGCCUCGAUUUCGCCGGGUCUGGUCUCUCAGAUGGAGAGUACUUGAGCCUCGGCUACUACGAAAGAGAUGACCUGGCAGUUGUUGUGGACCAUCUUCGAGAAUCCAAUCGGGUGACAUGCAUCGGUCUCUGGGGUCGCUCCAUGGGUGCCUCUACGGCCCUGCUGCAUGCAGACCGUGACCCUUCAAUCGCCGGCCUUGUCUUGGACAGUCCAUUCUCGGAUCUGAAGGUGCUCUGUGAAGAAUUGGUGGAUGGCUACACCAACAGCCGCGUGCCCCGGUGGGUCACCGCUAUCGCCCUACAGAUGGUGCGAAGUUCCAUCAGCACUCAUGCGAACUUCGACAUCUACGACUUGGCUCCGGUGAGGCACGUGUCACAGUCCUUCAUUCCAGCUCUCUUUACUGCAGCGUACAACGACCACUUCAUCCAGCCGCACCACGCGAAGGAGCUCCACGCUGCGUAUGCUGGUGACAAGAACUUCAUCAUGGUCGAAGGGGACCAUAACACUUCUCGAUCGAAGUUCUUCAUGGAUUCAGUGUCCAUCUUCUUUUUCAACACCCUGCAGUGCGAGAUGUUGGUCAAGGGUGACUCUCAAAGUCAGGUCAGCUCUGUGGAUGUCUUCACUGCCAGGCCUUCGUCUGACUAUCAGCCGUUGAGACCGACUCCUGUCAUUGCGCCAGAUCCUGUCAGCACAAGAGACGAGGAUCCAGGGUGCAAAACUCGAGUUCCAGCUGUGACCCGUCACAGGUCCAAAGCAAGGAGAUCUACCAGUGAAAAGGUGAAGUUCUGCAGGAAAGAGCAUGUGAUGAGAUGGCGCUCGCGCACGAGACCCGACCCCAAGAAGAAGGAGGCGAAAGCCGCCUCCAAAAAGAAAAAUGGUUAUGCAGACAAAGGCGAGAAUCAGCGGAUGUCAGGUGAGCACAUCGGCUUUCAGAUUAGGACGGGCCCCGAUGCUCCCAGCAAAACAGGUGCCAGUAUGGACAUUGAUGUCAGCGAAAUUGUGGUUUUCGCGGGAAAGCAGGAGCUGCUUUUCAACGCCACCCUGAGACUUACCCAGGGCUUCAAGUAUGGUUUGAUUGGCCGCAAUGGUGUCGGCAAGAGCACACUCUUGCGCGCCAUGGCGGAACGUGAUGGUCAGGGGCACUCAGGUCGACCUGUUUCCGAAAAAUCAGGACCAGUUCUGUCAGCCAUGGCAUUCCCAAUCUACGAGUUUGUCAACAAGGACUUCGGAGAGCACACCUUCCAUGGCCAUGACCCAUGGCCCAAUGAGGAGCGGAAGGACGUCAUGUUCUACGCCUUCCAAGAUCAGGUGCAAGGCACGGAGCCAGUUUGGGACUUCUGGAAUCCCAAGGACAAAGAGCACACCUUUCACUUCGGGGAUCCAUGGGUCAAUGAGGAGAAGGGCUCCCAGCCAGUCUUCUAUGCCUAUCCCUUGGGCGAUGACAUGAAGGGGUUGUUGAAGCCUGUGCACAGUUUCUGGAACACCGGCAAGCAGAAACACGCCUUCCACAUGGGCGAUGCCAGACCUGGUGAGGACAAGGGCGAUGCCCAGUUCUUGGCUUUCUGUGAGCCACUGACCUGGAGGGGAAAAGUGAACUGUGACGGGGCACCUGCGCAAGACCGGGCCAAGUGGCUCAUGGAGAACAAGGGAAUGAACGAGGCCGAGGCCCAGGGCCAGGUCAUGUCGGAGUUCCCCAGCGUCUUUAUCCGUGGCGGCUAUAGCGGUGGUUCGAUGCCUGUAGCACCUACUGCUGGGAGCCCAAGAUCUGAUAUCAGCAUCUUUUCAAUCAUUGAAUCGUGUGAACAACACAUACCAACAUACUCUGCAACGACCACUCAAGAUCAGUACAGGUGGUGGAUGGAAAGUUCCCACACACCUUAG
Cladocopium goreaui is the source of this 2199-nucleotide messenger RNA. Lineage: Eukaryota; Dinophyceae; Suessiales; Symbiodiniaceae. The record is from the annotation of a GenBank genome assembly.